GAAGCAAAAGUUGAGGAAAAAGUUGGAGAGAAAACUUGUCUCUCUUUCCCUUCUCUCCUCUCACUUUACCUCUUCUCACUCUGUUGAUCAUCUUCCAUCAUCACCAUCAUCAUCAUCGUCUCUCUCUCUCUCUCUCUCUCUCUCUUUACGUCUCUUUCUCACUCAAACUUUAUUCAGUUUGAAUUUUCAUUCAGUUAGUCAGUUACCUGUUACAGGCACAGUACCUUUACCAUGUUAACUUGUUGAACAUCAUCAUCAUCCUUGGGAAGAUAUUUCCAUCAUCAUCAUCAUCAUCAUCUUCAUCAACGGUAUUCAAUGAUCAACAAUUGAUUGUUUAUUCAUCUUUUAUUUACAUCUCUUCAAAGUCUAUUCACUUUUUUUAAACUUCGUUAAUGUAACAAUUUGAUGUGUUCAACUUUACAUCAAUCACUAUUCAGAUUUAAAUUGUCUGCCAAACAAUUACCUUAAUCAACAAUCAAUUAUAAUUUACUCUCUCACUUUAUCAAGUGAUCUUUUGCCAAACUGUGGAUUAUGAGAUUAUCUCAAAAGUUUCAUCACUAAUCUGAUGAUUAAUCUGAUUCUUUUGGAUGAAUUUAUACUUUUUCGCACCAUGGAUUAUACUUGCCUUCAUGAUCGCUGUUGUGAUAACAACAUUGAUGGUUGUCCAUUUCCUAAUAACCCUUUGUUUUGUUGAUGAUGAGGAUGACAAAUCAUCUAAAUCUCAUCAUCAUCAACAAGGACAGAUUAACAGAUAUCAUGAAACAUUUUAUGAUAAUCCAAUGGUUAAAUCUAAUCCUCAUCAAUUACCCACAAUUGAAUCAAUGAGGAAAAAAAAUGCUUCUCAAACUGAUGGAAAUCAUCGUCUUAAAUUACCGUUGGCACCUUGGAUUAAGUGGGGAAGGCGAUCGAAAGGACGUUCAGGUCGAAAAUUGUCCGAUCAAAUGAAUUCUUAUAUUCGAUCAAGUUCAUUUUGUGAUCUAAGUGUAACCUCUUCAUCUUAUCAACCUUAUACCUCUUCUUGGGUCAUUUCAUCACCAGAAAUGUACCAAAGGUCAGCUUAUCAUCCCGAUGAGAUGGACAGUAAUCCAAAUGAAGAGGGAAACAUGAUUAACAUUAACACCAAUGGUAAAUUGCGGAAUCAACAUCAUUCAAGUUACGAUAGUUUAACAACAACGGCAACAACUGACACUGAAUUUUAUCGUGAUUGGAAUCAUUCAAUUGAAUUCAGUGAAUUCAAUGAUCUGUAUUAUAACAAUAACAUUGAUCCCAAGUACAAAGAUACCAAUCAAAAUGUUAUCUACAUUUAGGAACUAAAUUAACUAAUUAACAUCACCGGAAAAACUAUUUAUUAUCACAAUCAAAAUCACAAUUAACUUUUACCUUUCCAUCACAAGUGCAAUAAGAUCAUUGAUCAAAACUGUAAUUUAGUUCAAUUUAACACACCAACAAUUUGAGCAUUUAUAUUAACAGAAGCAUUUUUAUAACCUUAAUUGUGAUUUAAAAUGAUGAUGAUUAAAGUAUCAGUAUAAUUUAGAAGCAAUUUGUAAAUAUUAAUCAUGAUUAAAAGUAAAUUAGUUGAAACAUUUUUCAUCAAUUAAAUCAAA
Molecule: messenger RNA, 1604 nt
Organism: Panonychus citri (citrus red mite)
Lineage: Eukaryota; Metazoa; Arthropoda; Arachnida; Trombidiformes; Tetranychidae
Exons: 2
Coding region: 588-1307 (239 amino acids)
Source: RefSeq, a predicted model, not a curated record